Messenger RNA from Ipomoea nil (Japanese morning glory), 531 nucleotides. RefSeq lists its product as uncharacterized. The transcript has a single exon. The coding region runs from base 1 to 531 and encodes 176 amino acids. NCBI's taxonomy places the organism in Eukaryota, Viridiplantae, Streptophyta, Magnoliopsida, Solanales, Convolvulaceae. The record is from RefSeq and is a predicted model, not a curated record.
AUGGGUGCAAGGAUUGAUAAUUCAAUAAACAGUGGUGACCCUAUUGCCACGAUCGUGGAUAGUACAUUCCCAAUGUUCACGAAUGGAACUUGUGACAACACUUUUUUAGAAAAGCGUGCAAUUUUGGCACCUACACUUGAUGUUGUUAAUUCCAUUAAUGAAUACAUGAGUAACAUACAUGUUGCAGAGAGCAGAACUUACCUUAGUUGUGACACUGUAUGUCGAACUGAGUCUAAUAAUGGCAUUCUGGCGGAUGUGCACACACCGGAGUUCCUAAAUGGGUUGCGAGUAUCUGGCAUUCCUAACCAUUCUUUGACGUUAAAGGUGAGUUCACCUGUGAUGUUAUUGAGGAAUAUAGAUCACACACUUGGUCUAUGCAAUGGAACUAGGCUGAUAGUAACCAGGUUGUCAGCACAUGUCAUAGAGGCCAAACUAAUGUCAGGUAACCAUAUUGGUACCAGGGUUUUAAUACCUAGAUUGACAAUGACUCCUUCGGACCCUAGAUUGCCAUUCAAGUUCAAUAGAAGAUAA